GACUACGCGGUCAACAGAAAGAGCAGAAAGUCAUCGUCGAGAAAAUCAUCGAGUCACAACACACCCACCACUCAGAGUCAGGAACCAACAACGGGCAUGCCCACGAUUGAGGAAGUGUGCAACACGUUUGGUCUGACGGACGUGCACAUUGAAUAUUCGGACGCCGAUUUUCAGAAUUUAACAACGUACAAACUGUUUCAACAACACGUCAGACCGCUUUUAACGAAGGAAAAUCCAAAAGUUCCCAUGUCGAAACUCAUGAUGUUGGUUGCGGCCAAGUGGCGCGACUUCUCCGAGUUAAAUCCGCACACGCAACCGGAUGCCGACGUCUCGUCCACAAACGUCGACGACGAGAGUAGAAAUGUUCGAGCCAAUCGGGGCGGUGCUAUUCAGGAAGCCGAGGAUGAGGAGGAAGACGACGAAGACAGCGACCGUAAGAGAAAGUCGCGAGGAUCAAGAGCGAAGAAGGGAAAAAAAGCGUCGAAAGUGCCCACACUCAAGAUCAAACUUGGAAAACGUAAACGAGGAAGCUCGGACGAAGAGGCGGAAGGUAGUGCGGCGGGAUCUGCGGCGGACUCGGACAUGGAGUUCGAGCAGAUGUUAGCCGACGCGGAGGAAACUCCCGGGGCUGAGGGCAACAAGGGUAACGUCGACGAGGGCGGUGUCGAACCGCCCGCCGAGCCGCCAGUUCGCAGAAAGGCGAAAACCAAAAUCGGCAACAAGACGAAGAAAAAGAAGAAGACGAAAACCACGUCCAAGUUCCCGGAUGGAGAGGAAGGUCUCCAGACUGACCAUCAGGAUUACUGUGAGGUGUGUCAGCAAGGCGGGGAGAUCAUACUGUGCGACACGUGUCCCAGAGCGUAUCACUUGGUGUGUCUGGAGCCGGAAUUGGAGGAAACGCCCGAGGGGAAAUGGAGCUGUGCUCAUUGUGAAGGAGAAGGUAUUGCAGGCGCAGCAGAGGACGACGACGAGCACAUGGAAUUCUGCAGAGUGUGCAAAGACGGCGGGGAGUUGUUGUGUUGCGACAGCUGUACGAGCGCGUAUCACACGCACUGUCUCAACCCACCUCUGUCCGAGAUUCCCGACGGCGACUGGAAAUGUCCCAGAUGUUCUUGCCCACCGCUUAGAGGGAGAGUGGCAAAAAUCUUGACCUGGAGAUGGAAAGAGUGUUCGGACACUCCGUCGGAAGAGCCUUCCACGAGCAAAGCGGCGCCCAAACAACGAAAGAUGCGCGAGUUCUUCGUCAAGUGGGCGGAUAUGUCGUAUUGGCAUUGCGACUGGAUAACGGAGUUGCAACUGGACGUUUUUCACCCGCUUAUGUACAGGAAUUACUACCGCAAAUACGACAUGGACGAACCGCCGAAGUUGGAGGAACCGCUGGACGAGAGCGAUUCUCGCGUGAAGCGUCUGAAGGAGCAAGACGGCGCUACAAACAGAGACGAGUACAACUUGGAGGAACGUUUCUAUCGUUACGGUGUGCGUCCGGAGUGGCUGGUGGUUCACAGAGUGAUCAAUCACCGAUUGCAACGGGACGGCAGAGCCACGUAUCUUGUCAAGUGGAGAGAACUCGGUUACGACCAAGCGACGUGGGAGGACGAACACGAGGACAUACCCGGCUUGAAGCAGGCCAUAGAAUAUUACCUGGACCUGAGAGCCGCGAAUUGUUGCGACGUCAAUUCGUCCCGUAAAGGAAAGAAGGGUAAAGGCAAAAAGUCGAAAACGCGCGAGCUGAUCGACGACGAGGAGAGGACUCCAAAACGGUACACGCCGCCGCCUGAUAAACCAACAACCGAUCUCAAGAAGAAGUACGAGAGACAACCGGAAUAUUUGGAUCAAACGGGAAUGCAGUUGCAUCCGUAUCAGUUAGAGGGAUUGAACUGGUUGAGAUAUUCCUGGGGUCAGGGUAUUGACACAAUUUUGGCCGACGAGAUGGGUCUGGGAAAAACCAUUCAGACCAUAACAUUUUUGUAUUCCUUGUACAAAGAGGGACACUGCAAAGGUCCCUUCUUGGUCUCCGUUCCCCUGUCGACCAUAAUCAACUGGGAACGCGAAUUCGAAACUUGGGCACCCGAUUUCUACUGUGUUACUUAUGUGGGUGAUAAAGACAGUCGUAUAGUGAUUCGUGAGAACGAAUUGUCGUUCGAGGAAGGCGCGGUGCGCAGCGGACGCGCCUCCAAAAUACGAUCGUCGUCGAUCAAGUUUAACGUUCUGCUUACGAGCUACGAACUUAUCUCGAUAGACUCGGCGUGCUUAGGGUCGAUCGAUUGGGCGGUUUUAGUCGUGGACGAAGCUCACAGACUUAAAUCCAAUCAGUCCAAGUUCUUUAGAUUAUUAGCGUCUUACAAUAUCGCGUAUAAACUUCUGCUAACCGGCACUCCGCUGCAGAACAAUCUCGAGGAAUUGUUUCACCUGUUGAAUUUCCUGUGUCGCGACAAGUUCAACGAUCUAGCCGCGUUCCAAAACGAAUUCGCCGACAUCUCGAAGGAGGAGCAAGUUAAGAAGCUGCACGAAAUGCUUGGUCCGCACAUGUUGAGAAGAUUAAAAGCUGACGUACUGAAGAACAUGCCCAGUAAAUCUGAAUUUAUUGUACGCGUGGAACUGUCGCCAAUGCAGAAAAAGUACUACAAGUACAUAUUAACGAGGAACUUCGAAGCUUUGAAUCCGAAGGGUGGCGGUCAACAAGUGUCGUUGUUGAACAUAAUGAUGGAUCUCAAGAAGUGCUGCAAUCAUCCGUAUCUGUUUCCCGCUGCUUCGCAAGAGGCCCCAACCGGUCCGAACGGCAGUUACGAGACUUCGGCGUUGAUAAAAGCGGCCGGCAAAUUGGUGCUGUUGAGCAAAAUGUUGAAGAAACUGCGAGACGACGGACAUCGUGUUCUCAUAUUCUCGCAAAUGACCAAAAUGUUGGAUAUUCUGGAGGAUUAUUUGGAGGGCGAGGGAUACAAGUACGAGAGAAUAGACGGCAACAUAACGGGCGCGCAACGUCAAGAGGCUAUUGACAGAUUUAACGCACCUGGCGCACAGCAAUUCGUCUUCUUGCUUUCGACGCGCGCUGGUGGUCUAGGUAUCAAUCUGGCAACGGCCGAUACGGUGAUUAUUUACGAUUCCGAUUGGAAUCCGCACAACGACAUUCAGGCGUUCAGCAGAGCUCACAGAAUAGGCCAGGCCAACAAGGUUAUGAUCUAUAGAUUCGUCACGCGCAACUCCGUGGAAGAGAGAGUGACGCAGGUGGCCAAGCGCAAGAUGAUGCUCACUCAUCUGGUCGUGCGACCGGGUAUGGGCGGCAAAGGCGCUAACUUCAGCAAACAAGAACUCGACGAUAUUUUGCGUUUCGGUACGGAGGAAUUGUUCAAGGAAGAAGAGGGCAAGGAGGACGAAGCUAUUCAUUACGACGACAAGGCUGUUGCCGAAUUACUGGACCGAAGCAAGGAGGGUAUAGAACAGAAGGAGAACUGGGCAAACGAGUACUUAAGUUCGUUCAAGGUCGCGUCUUACGUGACGAAGGAAGGCGAAACGGAGGAGGAAGCGGACACCGAAAUAAUCAAGCAGGAAGCGGAGAACACGGAUCCCGCGUAUUGGAUCAAACUGCUCAGACAUCAUUACGAGCAACAACAGGAAGACAUAGCCAGAACACUCGGCAAAGGAAAACGAGUACGAAAACAAGUCAAUUACACGGACGGUGGAGUGACCGGCGAUCAAGGUGCGAGAGAUGACCAGCCGUGGCAGGAGAACUUGUCUGACUACAACAGCGACUUCAGCGCGCCCAGCGACGAUGACAAGGAGGACGAUGAUUUCGAUGAGAAGGGCGACGGGGAUUUGUUGUCUCGUAGGAGCAGACGACGAUUGGAAAGACGCGACGAGAAGGACAGACCUUUGCCGCCUCUGCUUGCCAGAGUAAACGGAAACAUCGAGGUGUUAGGUUUCAACGCGAGACAACGGAAAGCCUUUCUCAACGCAAUCAUGCGUUACGGAAUGCCGCCGCAAGAUGCUUUCAAUUCUCAGUGGCUGGUGCGCGAUUUGCGUGGCAAAUCCGAGAAAAAUUUCAAGGCUUACGUCUCACUGUUCAUGCGACAUCUUUGUGAACCAGGCGCUGACAAUGCGGAAACAUUCGCCGACGGGGUUCCGCGGGAGGGUCUAAGCAGGCAGCACGUAUUGACGAGAAUCGGCGUGAUGUCUCUGAUCAGAAAGAAGGUUCAAGAAUUCGAACAUAUUAACGGCUACUAUUCGAUGCCGGAAAUGAUUCGCAAACCGGUUGAGCCCGUGAAAACGGAAGGAGUUGGCGAUGCAGCGACUGGUACCAGCAGUACAAGUGCUACCCCAGCCACUUCGAAUGCUCCUAGCCCCAGUCCCGCUGCCACGCCGACUCCAACUUCGAAUACCGGCACGGAAACCAAUAAAGCGAGUUCCGAAUCCAUCGAAGUUAAAGAAUGUAAGGACGAGUCGACGAAGGAUAAGGAGAGCGGUGACGCGAAGGACUCGAAAGACGAGACGAAGAGUUCUAAAGAAGACGACGAAGCAAAUACCGAAAAGGAAAAGGAAAAGGAAGACGUCGUGAAGGAAGAAAAGGACGUUGAAAUGGAAAGCGCGGAUAAAGAAAAGGACAAAGCCGACGCGAAGGAUGAGAAAGCCGCGGCGAAACACGACGAGAAGACGGAAGGUGAGACCAAGAAGCCCGAACCGGAAGAAGACGUUGUCAUCGUUAAGGAUGACGAGGAGGAAGUUGAGAAACGAGAGGAGAAAGAUAACAAAGAGAAAGAUGCCAAGGACUGUGAUUCAGAGGUAGUAAAGCCUAAGCGGAAGUUCAUGUUCAACAUAGCUGACGGUGGGUUCACAGAAUUGCACACACUCUGGCUGAAUGAAGAGAAGGCUGCUGUGCCCGGUCGUGAAUACGACAUUUGGCAUCGCCGACACGAUUACUGGCUCCUGGCCGGUAUCGUCACGCACGGUUACGGCCGUUGGCAGGAUAUACAAAACGAUAUCCGGUUUGCGAUCAUCAACGAACCAUUCAAGAUGGACAUGGGAAAGGGUAACUUUUUAGAAAUAAAGAACAAGUUUCUGGCAAGGCGUUUUAAACUCCUGGAGCAGGCGUUGGUAAUCGAGGAACAGCUGAGACGGGCCGCUUAUCUGAAUCUCACGCAGGAUCCUAAUCAUCCCGCCAUGAGUUUGAACGCGCGAUUCGCCGAGGUCGAGUGUCUCGCCGAGUCCCACCAACAUCUUAGCAAGGAAAGUCUCGCCGGUAACAAGCCCGCGAACGCGGUGUUGCACAAGGUGCUGAAUCAACUGGAGGAACUGCUGUCCGACAUGAAAUCGGACGUGAGCCGGUUGCCGGCGACUCUAGCCCGUAUACCACCGGUCGCCCAGAGACUUCAGAUGUCCGAGAGAUCGAUACUGAGUCGACUGGCGGCAACGGCGCCCGGUGGAAGCAGUUCGCAGACCGGACAGGCCGCGCUGCUGGCGCAACAAUUCCCGGCCGGUUUUUCUGGGGGACAGUUACCGGCCACGUUCGCGGGCGCCGCCAAUUUCGGAAACUUUCGACCACAAUACUCAGUACCGGGGCAACCGCCGCAGGGUUUCACAGCCUGAAUGCUAAGUGUUGCAACGCAGUGGCUCAAACACGGACACAAAAUAGCGCAAACCGAACUGUCCCACGAGAAUCGUUCGCGCUGUAACAUUAUUUUUCGUAAAUUACAAUUUUUAGCUUAAUUUUUUCUAGAAAAAAAAAAAAAAAAGAAAAUGCGAAGGGAGAGAGAAAGAGAGGAGAGAGAGAUAGAUCUUCUCCCCAAAAAGGUAAAUGAACGUAAUAUUUUACAAAAAACAAUCGAGCAGCAUUACUUGUUGUAUUUAUUACGUGUACAUUUGGCACAUUUAUAGAUUCUCAAAGGUUUUCACCCCCCCCCGUUCUUUGUAUUUAUAUAUACGAUGAAUGUGCGCGUUUCCGCGAAACGGAGGCGAUUAGAUUUAUUUUUCUUAUAAGCGUCUUUUAAGAAUUUGAUUUAUUUACUCACACACAUAUACACACCAAAAACACCCACACACACACACAUAUUUAGCAUUUUGCAGAUGUAGUAGCAAACAAAAAAAAAAAAAAAGAACCCAUUUACUUAAGUCUAUUUAAGACCUUUUUUUAGUCGUAAACGCAUAUUUUUUCACAUCUCGUCGCUCUUUGAGGCCGCGCGAUUCAAAAAAACACAGUCUGUCACUCUUGUAAUUUAUUACACACGAAAAAAAAGAAAAAUGAAAAUAAUGAUUUUUCGACAAUAGGAAGGUUUACGCGCAAGCGACGAACUUAAAACAACAUCUACGGUUUAAACUUGUUAGGGCCUGGCGAUUCAUUCCGAAUUGUGCGAAAGCAACGUCGACGCAGCGACGAAACGGGAAAAAAAAAACAAAAAAAAAAAAAAAACACGGCAAUCACUUUUGGGACAAGACUGACAUGUGCGGUCGAGAGAAUUUUUGCGUGCGUGAUGCACCAGCGUGUAAUGCAUGGGUUGUGUGUAAUUUCCGACGUUACGCGAAUUUUCCUACGUUUUUAUCAAGUUUUGUUUUUUUUUUUUUAUUUUUUUUUUUUUUUGGUUUUUUUUAAUAUUCGGCGAUUGUGGAGGCAUCGGAGAAAAACUUUCGAUGAGAAAAGAGAAGUCAACCGAACCGAUUUGUUUUUACUUUCUCCUUCAAAUGCGACGUGCAUUUUCUCGUUUGUUGUCAGAGUUGCACUUUGGAUUUUUUUUUUUUUUUUUUUUUACAUCUUGCUCAAGGAACAAUAAGAACGCGCGUAUCGAGAUGCAUUUUGACGCUCGUUCUGAGGGAGAUCGAGCGCAGAGAAAAGAGCUGUGUUUACUCCGCGUAUAAAUGUUACAGUAAAAAAAAAAAAAAGAAAAAAACCAGUUGCGGUUAAGCCGUCGAGAAAUUCGAGAACGAACAAAACUAAAUAACAAAAAUCUCCGACGCACACUUGCCGAUACAUUUGCUCGUAAAUAUAUAUUAUACCAUAUAUAUAUAUAUAUAUAUAUAUUUAGCAAAUAUAUGCACGCUCACAUCGGUAAGUGUGUGUAAAGUAAAAAAAAAAUUUACUGAGUGAACGCGUGUGCGACUGUGACACGUUUGCAACAACACACACAACGUCAAUGAUAUUUGUACAUAUUGUCAUCGUAUUUAUAAAAAAAAAAAAAAAAAAAAAAAAAAAAGCCAUCUGUGGUAAUCACGACUCAUGCUAGAUUUGUAAAUUGAAAGAGAGAAAGAGAGAGAGAGAGAAAGAAAGAGAGAGAUAAACACAAGCCCCUUUGCCCUCCCCCCAUGCAUUACUUCAGGAGUGGAUUGCGCAUUUGCGACAAACGAAAAAAAAAAAAAA
Molecule: messenger RNA, 7342 nt
Organism: Pseudomyrmex gracilis
Lineage: Eukaryota; Metazoa; Arthropoda; Insecta; Hymenoptera; Formicidae
Gene: Mi-2
Product: chromodomain-helicase-DNA-binding protein Mi-2 homolog
Exons: 22
Coding region: 97-5580 (1827 amino acids)
Biological process (GO): negative regulation of transcription by RNA polymerase II; chromatin remodeling
Cellular component (GO): nucleus; chromatin
Molecular function (GO): ATP hydrolysis activity; DNA binding; histone binding
Source: RefSeq, a predicted model, not a curated record